AUGGCUAGGAAGCGUAUACCGUGUGGGCCUUUUGAGAAGUUCAAUGAAGUUUUAUCUUUAUGUUGGAAGAUAGAUGUUCCUUUCAAAAUCAAGACGUUUGGUUGGAGGUUUUUUGUGAAUAGACUUCCUUUCAAGGAUUUACUAUCGGUUAGAGGUAUAGUGUUACCACCGGAUAAUUUAAGGUGUGUUUUUUGCGGUAUUGAUCCGGAAAAUCGCGAUCACUCUUUUUUGAAAUAUAAAGGUGUGGAGGUGGUGUGGAGAGAUAUCUCUUCUUGGAUUGGGAAGCCUUGGAGGGUAAUGGAUGAAGAGUGCAAAGCUUGUUUCAUGGAUUGGUAUUCUUUUUGUAAAAAGAAAAAAGUGAAAGUGAACAAAUUAGGUGUAGUGUGGAUAACUACUAUGUGGAUUCUUUGGAUUAGUAGGAACGGUAUAUGCUUUCGGAACGAAGUUUGGGAUGUGAAUAAUACAUUGUGGAAGAUUAAAUCUUUGUUGUGGAAAUGGUCUUUUUUUGGAGAAAUUACUCACCCCAUUAGUAGCUUUUACGAGUUUAACAAGGAUCCGUUGUUAUUCCUAUCGUAA
Messenger RNA from Vicia villosa (hairy vetch), 576 nucleotides. RefSeq lists its product as uncharacterized. NCBI's taxonomy places the organism in Eukaryota, Viridiplantae, Streptophyta, Magnoliopsida, Fabales, Fabaceae. The coding region runs from base 1 to 576 and encodes 191 amino acids. The record is from RefSeq and is a predicted model, not a curated record. The transcript has a single exon.